AUGAUGAAUGAAGGAGAUGCAGAAGGUAAUGGCCCAACUGACUUCCCUGAGCUCCUGACAAUGAUGACAGGAAAAAUGAAAGACGCAGACAGUGAAGAACAAACUCCACAAGCAUUUCACAUGUUCGAUAAGUGUCGCCAUGACUGUAUCAGUGCAGUGAUGACAAGCCUUGGAGAGAAGCUAAAACAUGAAGAGGUUGAUGAAACGAUCAGGGAGGCUGAUAUGAAUGGGACGGACAGGUAA
Rattus rattus (black rat) is the source of this 243-nucleotide messenger RNA. Its product is annotated as neo-calmodulin-like. Bases 1 to 243 code for a protein of 80 amino acids. The transcript has a single exon. NCBI's taxonomy places the organism in Eukaryota, Metazoa, Chordata, Mammalia, Rodentia, Muridae. The record is from RefSeq and is a predicted model, not a curated record.